Schizosaccharomyces japonicus yFS275 is the source of this 990-nucleotide messenger RNA. RefSeq names its product cytochrome c. The coding region runs from base 256 to 600 and encodes 114 amino acids. Gene Ontology annotation, cellular component: mitochondrial intermembrane space. Gene Ontology annotation, molecular function: heme binding; electron transfer activity. The record is from RefSeq and is a predicted model, not a curated record. The transcript has a single exon. Gene Ontology annotation, biological process: mitochondrial ATP synthesis coupled electron transport. Lineage: Eukaryota; Fungi; Ascomycota; Schizosaccharomycetes; Schizosaccharomycetales; Schizosaccharomycetaceae.
CAAUGACGCGAGUCGCUGAGGGGAACUAUAAAAGGCGGCCGUCCCUGGCAAGCACGAUCCCUUUAGCCAUUGUCAGCUGUCCAUUGAAGAAUUUUGCUUCAUAAAAAGAGCACAACCGUAGGCACUCUUGACGGUUUUUCUGUUUUGUUUUUCUUCCACGAUAACUGGUUCCUCGUUUGUUGUAUUUUGGGGAAUCACUUGACUUCGCGCCUUAUUCGCGUCUACACACACAUAGCGACACAGCAGUAAGUUCUCAUGCCUCCCAAGAAGAAGACAGGCCCGCAACCGGGAGAUGAGAAGAAGGGUGCUUCCUUGUUCAAGACUCGUUGCGCCCAAUGCCACACCGUUGAAGCCGGUGGGGCUAACAAGGUCGGACCGAAUUUACACGGCCUGUUUGGUCGCAAAACUGGCCAGGCACCGGGGUUUGCGUAUACCGAGGCCAAUCGCGACAAGGGAAUAACAUGGAACGACGACACACUGUUCACGUACUUGGCCAAUCCUAAGAAGUACAUUCCCGGCACCAAGAUGGCGUUUGCCGGUUUCAAGAAGGACAAGGACCGUAACGAUGUCAUCACCUAUCUGAAGAAGGCUACCAAGUAGGCCAGCACGAGUUAACGACGUGAGGUUGUUAAGUCGACGCAGUCGAAAACGAGUCAUUUCUGACUCAUUGUACUAUUUACACACUUAGUUCACGCACGUCGCGCAUAUCUACGUUCACUUGUUCGUUUGCGCGUCUCACAGACUCGACCAAAUGUUCCUACUUUUGCGUGAACAAAUUUUUUCCCCGUUCUCUAGUUUUCUUGGUCUCUGUUCUUCUCCCCAGUCCUGACCACAUGUAUCUAGUAUUUCCUCACCGCUUUUGCAUAACGAUUAUGACUUGAUAUGAUGUCUUAUGAAAUUUUGAUGUAUUUUUUUUUUUUUUUUAACAGGAACACUCAAGCAGCUCGGUACUCGUCAACUCUUAAACCAGAAACACAAACGUUUUAAAAG